UAGGAUUUGUUGCUGUGGACGGUGAGACGGGGAUUUGAGCGGCCAUUGAGGGCGACCAGGGCACCCCCCCCCCCAUCAGCUCGGUGUGCGGGCUGAGCUUCGAUGGAGGACCACAUGACGGGGCGCAACAAGGAGAAGUGUUAUAAGUGCAACGUGUGUGGCAAGGCCUGGCAGUACCUGAGCAAACUGGAGGCCCACCGGCGGGUGCACACGGGAGAACGCCCCUUCGACUGCUCGGAGUGCGGCAAGAGCUUCAUGACGGCUCCGGUCCUGAAGAUCCACCAGCAGUUGCACACGGGCGAGAAGCCCUAUGUCCUGCUCCACAUGCGGCAAGAGCUUUGCCUGGUUGUCGGGGCUGCGGGCUCACCGGCCGGUGCACAGCAGUGAGCGGCCCUUCACCUGCUCCGACUGCGGCAAAGGCUUCAAGUCGUCCAUAAACUUGAAGCAUCACAGGCACCUGCACACCGGGGAGCGGCCCUACACCUGUAGCAACUGCGGCAAGGGCUUCGCCAGCUCCAGGAAGCUGGAAGAGCACCAACGCACCCACACCGGCGAGCGCCCCUUUACCUGCGCCCAGUGCGGCAAGGGCUUCACCAGCUCCGGUAACCUGCAGUCCCACCAGCGGGUGCACUCCGACAAGAGGCCCUUUGUCUGCUCCGACUGCGGCAAGGACUUCAAGUGGGGGAACGAUCUGAAGAUCCACCAGGAGUUGCACACGGGGGAGGCACCCUAUGACUGCUCCACCUGUGGCAAGAGCUUUGCCCGGUUGUCGAAGCUACGGCGGCAUCAGCAGGUGCACAGCGGUGAGCGGCCCUUCACCUGCCCCGACUGCGGCAAAAGAUUCAAGACGUCUAUGACCCUAAAGCAGCACCGGCGUUUGCACAGCAGUGAGCGGCCCUACACCUGCAGCGACUGUGGCGAGGGCUUCAUCGACUCCAGCAAGCUGGUGGUGCACCAGUGCGCCCACACCGGCGAACACCCCUUCACCUGCACCGAGUGCGGCAAGGGCUUCACCCAGUCCAGCUGCCUGCUGGUGCACCAGCGCACCCACACCGGCGAGCGCCCCUUCACCUGCACCCAGUGCGGCAAAUGCUUCGCCUCCUCCAGCAGCCUGAUGAGGCACCAGCGCACCCACUCCGGCGAGCGUCCCUACAUCUGCACCCAGUGCGGCAAGUGCUUCGCCCGCUCCAACGGCCUGCUGUACCACCAGCGCACUCACACCGGCGAGCGCCCCUAUACCUGCACCCAGUGCGGCAAGGGCUUCAGCGACUCCAGCCACCUGCUGAGGCACCAGCGUACCCACACCGGCGAUCGCCCCUUCACCUGCGCCCAGUACGGCAAGGACUCUGCCAGCCUGCUGUACCACCAGCGGGUGCAAGACUGCUAGCGUCCAGUCCUCAGCCUGGUAAGUGGAGAGAGCUUUGCCAUGGCCUCCCAUGCCCUGUCUCACCAGCACAUGCACACCAGUGGCCAGCCCUACGACUGCCAGAACUGUGGUGAGGCAUAUGACAGCUCGCAGAGUUUGCAGCAGCACCAGCGGACCCACGCCCCACUGUUUCAAGAGGGCACAAAGGCUGCAGGAGCACCAGCGAAUACACAGACCAUGAUGGAGAAGGUGAGGACACACUCUACGAUGGCCGUAUAAAACUAGACCAUUGCCUGUGCCAGAUUGUGUUAUCUCAGCUGCCGCAGGAAGUACAACGUCUGUUGGGCCUUUUUGACUGUGUAGUUGAUUGUGCCCCCCCUCAUUGAUCUAUCGAACACUGAUCUAUUCUACAUUUUCCCUGAUCUCCGUUCCCCUUGCCCUGUUUUCACUCCUUACACUUCCUCAUUUUUCUAUCUCCCAUCAGACUGAAGGUGUAACCAUUUAACCAUAUAACCAUAUAAGAAUUACAGCAUGGAAACAGGCCAUCUCGGCCCUUCUAGUCCGUGCCAAACACUUAUUCUCCCCGUCCCAUCUUCCUGCACUCAGACCAUAACCCUCCAUUCCUUUCCCGUCCAUAUACCUAUCCAAUUUAUUUUAAAAUUAUAAAAUCGAACCUGUCUCCACCACUUCCACUGGAAGCUCAUUCCACACAGCUACCACUCUCUGAGUAAAGACGUUUUCCCUAUGUUACCCUUAAACUUCUGUUACCCUUAAUUCUCGUCAUGUCCCCUUGUUUGAAUCUUCCCUACUCUCAAUGGGAAAAGCUUAUCCACGUCAACUCUGUCUAUCCCUCUCAUCAUUUUAAAGAUCUCUAUCAAGUCCCCCCUUAACCUUCUGCGCUCCAAAGAACAAAGACCUAACUUGUUCAACCUUUCUCUGCAACGUAGUUGCUGAAACCCAGGCAACAUUCUUGUAAAUCUCCUCUGUACUCUCUCUAUUUUGUUGACAUCCUUCCUAUAAUUAGGCGACAUAAAUUGUACACCGUACUGCAGAAUUGGCCUCACCAAUGCCUUGUACAAUUUUAACAUUACAUCCCAACUUCUAUACUCAUUUAUAAAGGCCAGCACACCAAAAGCUUUCUUUUCCACCCUAUCUACAUGAGAUUCCACCUUCAGGGAACUGUGCACAGUUAUUCCUAGAUCCCUCUGUUCAACUGCAUUCCUCAACUCACUACCAUUUACCAUGUACGUCCUAUUUUUGAUUUGUCCUGCCAAGAUGUAGCACCUCACACUUAUCAGCAUUAAACUCCAUCUGCAAUCUCUCAGCCCACUCUUCCAAAUGGCCUAAAUCUCUACCUCAUUAUCCUGAAUUUUCCAGAACAAUGGGUCACAGUUUAAGGAUAAGGGGGAAAUCUUUUGGGACCGAGAUGAGGAAAACAUUUUUCACACAGAGAGUGGUGAACCUCCCGAAUUCUCUGCCACAGAAGGUAGUUGAGGCCAGUUCAUUGGCUAUAUUUAAGAGGGAGUUAGAUGUGGCCCUUGUGGCUAAAGGAAUCAGGGGGUAUGGAGAGAAGGCAGGUACAGGAUACUGAGUUGGAUGAUCAGCCAUGAUCAUAUUGAAUGGCGGUGCAGGCUUGAAGGCCGAAUGGCCUACCCACCUAUUUUCUAUGUUUUUAUCCACAACACCACCUAUCUUAGUAUCAUCUGCAUACUUACUAAUCCAAUUUACCACACCAUCAUCCAGAUCAUCGAUUUACAUGACAAACAACAGUGGACCCAACACAGAUCCCUGUGGCACCCCACUAGUCACCGGCCUCCAACCUGACAAACAGCCAUCCACCAUUACUCUCUGGCAUCUCCCAUUCAGCCACUGUUGAAUCCAUCCUGCUACUCCACCAUUAAUACCCAACAUUUGAAACUUCUUAACCAACCUUCCAUGAGGAACCUUGUCAAAGGCCUUACUGAAGUCCAUAUAGAUAACAUCCACUGCUUUACCCUCAUCAAUUUCCCGAGUAAGAAAGAGAUUAGUUAAAACAAAUGUAGGUCCCUUGCAGUCAGAAACAGGUGAGUUGAUCAUGGGGAACCAGGAUAUGGUGGACCAAUUGAAUAACUACUUUGGUUCCGUCUUCACUAAGGAAGACAUAAAUGAUCUGCCGGAAAUAGCAGGGGCCCACGGGUCAAAGGAGGUGGAGGAAUUGAGUGAAAUCCAGGUUAGUCGGGAAGUGGUGUUGAGUAAAUUGAAUGGAUUAAAGGCCGAUAAAUCCCCAGGGCCAGAUAGGCUGCAUCCCAGAGUACUUAAGGAAGUAGCUUCAGAAAUAGUGGAUGCAUUAGUAAUAAUCUUUCAAAACUCUUUAGAUUCUGGAGUAGUUCCAGAGGAUUGGCGGGUAGCAAACGUAACUCCACUUUUUAAGAAGGGAGGGAGAGAGAAAACGGGGAAUUACAGACCAGUUAGUCUAACAUCGGUAGUGGGGAAACUGCUAGAGUCAGUUAUUAAAGAUGGGAUAGCAGCACAUUUGGAAAGUGGUGAAAUCAUUGGACAAAGUCAGCAUGGAUUUACGAAAGGUAAAUCAUGUCUGACGAAUCUUAUAGAAUUUUUCGAGGAUGUAACUAGUAGCGUGGAUAGGGGAGAACCAGUGGAUGUGGUGUAUCUGGACUUCCAGAAGGCUUUCGACAAGGUCCCACAUAAGAGAUUAGUAUACAAACUUAAAGCACAUGGCAUUGGGGGUUCAGUAUUAAUGUGGAUAGAGAACUGGCUGGCAAACAGGAAGCAAAGAGUAGGAGUAAACGGGUCCUUUUCACAAUGGCAGGCAGUGACUAGUGGGGUACCGCAAGGCUCAGUACUGGGACCCCAGCUAUUUACAAUAUAUAUUAAUGAUCUGGAUGAGGGAAUUGAAGGCAAUAUCUCCAAGUUUGCGGAUGACACUAAGCUGGGGGGCAGUGUUAGGUGUGAGGAGGAUGCUAGGAGACUGCAAGGUGACUUGGAUAGGCUGGGUGAGUGGGCAAAUGUUUGGCAGAUGCAGUAUAAUGUGGAUAAAUGUGAGGUUAUCCAUUUUGGUGGCAAAAACGGGAAAGCAGAUUAUUAUCUAAAUGGUGGCCGAUUGGGAAAGGGGGAGAUACAGCGAGACCUGGGUGUCAUGGUACACCAGUCAUUGAAGGUAGGCAUGCAGGUGCAGCAGGCAGUAAAGAAAGCAAAUGGUAUGUUGGCUUUCAUAGCAAGAGGAUUUGAGUAUAGGAGCAGGGAGGUUCUACUGCAGUUGUACAGGGUCUUGGUGAGACCACACCUGGAGUAUUGCGUGCAGUUUUGGUCUCCAAAUCUGAGGAAGGAUAUUAUUGCCAUAGAGGGAGUGCAGAGAAGGUUCACCAGACUGAUUCCUGGGUUGUCAGGACUGUCUUAUGAAGAAAGACUGGAUAGACUUGGUUUAUACUCUCUAGAAUUUAGGAGAUUGAGAGGGGAUCUUAUAGAAACUUACAAAAUUCUUAAGGGGUUGGACAGGCUAGAUGCAGGAAGAUUGUUCCCGAUGUUGGGGAAGUCCAGGAGAAGGGGUCACAGCUUAAGGAUAAGGGGGAAAUCCUUUAGAACCGAGAUGAGGAGAACUUUUUUCACACAGAGAGUGGUGAAUCUCUGGAACUCUCUGCCACAGAGGGUAGUUGAGGCCAGUUCAUUGGCUAUAUUUAAGAGGGAGUUAGAUGUGGCCCUUGUGGCCAAGGGGAUCAGAGGGUAUGGAGAGAAGGCAGGUACGGGAUACUGAGUUGGAUGAUCAGCCAUGAUCAUAUUGAAUGGCGGUGCAGGCUCGAAGGGCCGAAUGGCCUACUCCUGCACCUAAUUUCUAUGUUUCUAUGUUUCUAUGUAACCUCUUCAAAAAAUUCAAGAAGAGUAGUCAAACAUGGCCUUCCAGGCACAAAUCCAUGUUGACUGUUCCUAAUCAGACCCUGUUUAUCCAGAUGCUUAUAUAUAUUAUCUCUAAGUAUCCUUUCCAUUAACUAACAUGUCUAUAAUUGCUAGGUUUACUCUUAGAACCAUUUUUAAACAAUGGAACAACAUGCGCAGUACGCCAAUCCUCCGGCACUAUUCCCGUUUCUAAUGACAUUUGAAAUAUUUCUGUCAUAGCCCCUGCUAUUUCUACACUAACUCCCCUCAAUAUCCUAGGGAAUAUCCUGUCAGUACCUGGAGACUUAUCCACUUUUAUAUUUUUCAAAAGUGUCAGUACUUCCUCUUCUUUGAAUCUCAUAGUUUCCAUAGCUUGUUUCCCUUACCUCACAUAAUUCAAUAUCCUCCUUGGUGAAUAAAUUGAAGAAAAUAAAUUGUUCAAUAUCUCCCCCAUCUCUUUUGGCUCUGCAGAUAGCUGUCCACUCUGACUCUCUAAUGGAACAAUUUUAUCCCUCGUUAUCCUUUUGCUAUUAAUGUAGAUGUAGAAACCCUUUGGAUUUAUUUUCACCUUACUUGCCAAAGCAACCUCAUAUCUUCUUUUAGUUUUUCUAAUUUAUUUCUUAAGAUUCUUUUUACAUUCUUUAUACUCCUCAAAAACAUCAUUUACUCCAUGCUGCCUAUAAUUAUCGUAGAUCUCUCUCUUUUUCCGAACCAAGUGUCCAAUUUCCCUUGAAAAUCAUGGCUCUUUCCAUUUUUUACUAUUUCCUUUCAUCCGACCAGGGACAUAAAGAUUCUGUACUGUUAAAAUUUCACCUUUAAAUGUCCUCCAUUUCUCUUCCACAUCCUUCCCAUAAAACAAAAUGUCCCAAUUCACUCCUUUUAAAUCCUUCCGCAUCUCCUCAAAGUUAGCUUUUCUCCAAUCAAAAAUCUCAACACUAGGUCCAGUUCUGACCAUGUCCAUAAUUAUAUUGAAACUAAUGGUAUUGUGAUCACUGGACCUGAAGUGGUCCCCAACAUAUACCUCCGCCACCUGACCUGUCUCAUUUCCUCACAGGAGGUCCAGCACUGCCCCUUCUCUAGUAGGUACCUCAAUGUAUUGCUGCAAAAACCUAUCCUGCACACAUUUUACAAACUGCAAACCAUCCAGCCCAUGUGUUUCCCAGUCUAUGUGUGGAAAAUUGAAAUCUCCCACAAUCACUACCUUGUGCUUACUACUAAUAUCUGCGAUCUCCUUAUAUAUUGGCUCUUCCAAUUCUCUCUCCCCAUUAGGCGGUUUAUAAUACACCCCUAUAAGUCUUGCUACACCUUUCCCAUUUCUCAGCUCCACCCAAAUAGCCUCCAUAGACGAGCUCUCUAAUCUAUCCUGUAAUAUCUUCCCUGACUAGCAAUGCAACACCUCCACCUCUUGCCCCUCCAAUUCUAUCACACCUGAAGCAACGCAAUCCUGGAAUAUUUAGUUUCCAAUCACAGCCCUCCUGCAACCAUGUAUCACUGAUCGCCACAACAUCAUACUUCCAGGUGUCAAUCAGGCUCUAACCUCAUCCACCUUUCUUACAAUGUUCCUAACAUUAAAAUGUACACAUUUAAGAAACCCACCCCCUCUUAUUCUCUGUUUAUUAUCUUUUUCUUAUUUCUCCCCUACAUGUAGGGGAUUUCACUUAACUCGGUUCACACAUUUCACUUAACUCAGUAUGUUAUAACUAUAACCAUUUACCUUUACAUGUUAUUUGCCUGUAAUGUGUGUGUGCUGCAGUCUUCAAAGGAACAUCACUUAACUGUCACCAAUGUGUUAGUAAAUUAAUAAAUGCGGAUCAAACA
Leucoraja erinaceus (little skate) is the source of this 7051-nucleotide messenger RNA. RefSeq names its product oocyte zinc finger protein XlCOF6-like. Gene Ontology annotation, biological process: regulation of transcription by RNA polymerase II. Lineage: Eukaryota; Metazoa; Chordata; Chondrichthyes; Rajiformes; Rajidae. Gene Ontology annotation, molecular function: RNA polymerase II cis-regulatory region sequence-specific DNA binding; DNA-binding transcription factor activity, RNA polymerase II-specific. The record is from RefSeq and is a predicted model, not a curated record. Bases 311 to 1387 code for a protein of 358 amino acids. The transcript has a single exon. Gene Ontology annotation, cellular component: PcG protein complex; transcription regulator complex.